This is a messenger RNA of Tarenaya hassleriana, 1254 nucleotides long. RefSeq lists its product as uncharacterized. The coding region runs from base 328 to 1095 and encodes 255 amino acids. The transcript is spliced from 4 exons. NCBI's taxonomy places the organism in Eukaryota, Viridiplantae, Streptophyta, Magnoliopsida, Brassicales, Cleomaceae. Gene Ontology annotation, cellular component: mitochondrion. Gene Ontology annotation, biological process: mitochondrial proton-transporting ATP synthase complex assembly. The record is from RefSeq and is a predicted model, not a curated record.
GUAAAUUCUGAAAUCGGAAACGGGGUUAUGAAUUUGCCCGGGUUCACGGUUUUGCGCCGGUUUGCUCUAGUCAACAUGCUACCGGUUUAUGCGGUACAAACCGGUCCGGGUGGCCAUCCGGGUCGCUGUUCACCCGAUCCCGUUUUGCGAGUUGAUAUAGCAGUCGAAGGAACUCGGGUUUGCUGUUCGUAAACUGUUUGUGUGACGUGAGAAAUCUUCGGUUUUGGAUCGCUCGCAAUCUGUUCGACCAAAUUCCUCACAGAGCGUGUGUUAUCCAUCACCAGGCGAGUUUCUGGGCUCCUCUCAAUUUUCCUACGCACUUCUGCAAUGAGACUGAGAAGGAUCCUCGCUUCCAUUUCGACGAACUUCUCCGCUACAAAAUCCUUCUCUUCGUCUUCUUCUCGCUCUUCACUUUAUCAAUCGAGGCGUAUUUUCACUGCACACUCAUCUGUUUCGCAACAAAAUGGAGGGAAUCUGCUCGCGGAAUCAUUACCGGGAAAUUUCGUGAAGCGUGCUUCGCUUGGGUCGGUUAGAAAUUCCAGGUUUGCAACUGGGUUCACGCCAUUGCAGCCGAAGCCGUUGGAUUCCAUCAUGGAUUUGGAGAGAGCCAAGACGAAAUCGCCGGAGGAACUCACGUCGAUUUGGGACGAUUUUCACUUGGGACGAGGUCAUAUUGGGUUGUCGAUGCAAGCUCAGCUUUAUCGACUAUUAGAGCAUCGAGCAUCUGAAUGCCGUUACUUUGUCAUUCCUCUGUGGAGAGGAAAAGGCUACACAACAAUGUUUGUUCAAGUUCAUGCGCCCCACAUACUUUUCACGGGUCUCGAAGAUUACAAGGCCAGAGGAACACAAGCAGCUCCUUAUCUGACCAGCACAUUCUACACCGAGUUUGCAGACACAAAGGGUUUGGUUCUUAUCAGAGGCGAUGUUGUGUUCACCAGCAAGCUCACGGAUGAGGAGGCGAAAUGGCUUAUGGAGACAGCUCAGUCCUUUUACCUGAACGAUACUCGGUACAAGCUGGUUGAAGGGUUCAAUAAGAAAGCUCGUGAUUUCGAGUUUAGGGAUGUGUUACAAGCUCUAGACAUGCCUAUUCUCUGAUUUUCCCUUUGAGUGAAAUGGCUCUGGAUCCAGUUCUUGAAACUUUGUCGGGCAUCAUGGCUGAUAAGAAUAUGGCCGAAACUGUUUUACUCGUCGGUGUGACUGCUGUCUGAGAUGUUGCAUGUUCUGUUGAAGUGAUCUUUUCAAGAGUUUCGUUUU